Molecule: messenger RNA, 4749 nt
Organism: Centropristis striata (black sea bass)
Lineage: Eukaryota; Metazoa; Chordata; Actinopteri; Perciformes; Serranidae
Product: collagen alpha-1(XIX) chain
Exons: 54
Coding region: 135-3509 (1124 amino acids)
Cellular component (GO): collagen type IX trimer
Source: RefSeq, a predicted model, not a curated record
AGUCCUGGAAUCCGGAGACUGAUCGUAAUCACACAUGGAUUAUACUCUUUUCGCUGCUUUUUGCUUGUUUCUGCUUUAGAGGAAACUUUCUCACCAACUGUCUUCAAGUGGGACUGCUUUCUCGUGCCAGAGCCAUGAUUUGCUUGCUAAGAUGGAGUGCUUUCAUUUGGACUGUAAAUUUCAUUCCUUGCACUUUUGGGAUGGUAGUGAGUGAACGAACAGAUGGCUCAUGUCCCCCUCUGAGUGUAGAGGACUACAGGUUUUCUGAUGUCUUAGACCGUCCCCUGGAAAUCACAGGAUUUGAUCUCACAGAAAAGUUUCUUCUCCGAAAGGGAACAAUCACAGAGGAGCUGCCGUCGUUCCGUUUAGGAAGCAGUCCGCUCAUAAAGCCAACAAAAGAAAUAUUUCCAAAUGGGCUUUCAAGUGAAUACUCUGUUGUCACCGUCUUCCGGGUAAGAAGAACUACAAAAAAAGACCGCUGGUAUCUUUGGCAGAUUUUCGACCAGUCGGGAGGCGGUCAGGUAUCUGUUGUGGUUGAUGGUGUCAAGAAGGUGGUGGAGUUUUCUUCCCAGGGCCUUUUAAAGAACGCACUUCGCUACACAUUUAAGAGCCGUGACCUACAUGCCCUUUUUGAUCGCCAGUGGCACAAGCUGAGCAUUUCUGUACAGAGCAACAUAGUCUCCGUUUACAUGGACUGCAAGCUAAUAGAAAGGAGACUGACUGAUGAGAAGGACAGCGUCGACCCCAGUGGGCGCACUCUCAUCACUACACGAGUGGAGGAUGGACGACCUGUAGAUAUUGAACUAAAACAAUUCAUAAUCUACUGUGACCCUUAUAUGGCCGAAAUGGAAAAUUGCUGCGAGCUACUGGAGCCAAAGUGUGAAGCCAAGAAGACCUUUAAUGGGACUUCCCCUCCCCUGGUUACAGCCCAGCUCCCCCAGAUGCUGUCUCAGCCGGCCUCAAAGUCAAUUGACAGAUGUCACUGUCCGGCGGAAAAGGGUGAUGCUGGACUGCCAGGACAGAAAGGGGAUAAAGGAGACAAGGGGGACACAGGGGAGUCCGGGGCUUCAGGAAACCCAGGACAAAAGGGGGAACUUGGAUCAGAAGGGCAAAAGGGAAUCGAUGGGGAGAAGGGUGUGAAAGGUGACCCAGGGCCAGUUGGUCCAGUUGGUCCCAAAGGAAACAAAGGUGAUGUAGGUCUGACUGGAGCUCCAGGGCUGCCUGCUGACAAAGAAUCCCUCAAAGGAGAAAAGGGCCCUCCAGGUGACAAAGGAGAGAAGGGAUCGACAGGGGAACCAGGGAAAGAGGGCAAAAGGGGACGGAGAGGAAAGACUGGGGAGCCUGGACUCAGAGGCCUGCCUGGUCCCGCAGGAACAGCUGAAGGAGCAAGUGUCAAGGUGGAGAGGGGUGAGCCUGCAGUCCCGGCGGGGAAAGGGGAGAGAGGAGAGAAAGGAGACCCCGGUCAGCCAGGUGCCGAAGGGGCCGGCGGGAUGAAAGGACAAAAAGGUGAUGUUGGCCCUCCUGGUCCUCCAGGUCCUGUGAUGACAGCUCACGGAUUAAGACAGCUCUCUGGAACUGAUGAGCUGAAGGAGACGAUUCAAAAGGGAGAAAAAGGAGAUGAGGGGGAUAAAGGAGCUCAGGGGCCACAAGGCUUCAAGGGAAACAUCGGGCCGCCAGGACUCAAGGGAGACCAAGGACCAGAGGGCAAGCAAGGCCUGCCUGGACCCACUGGACUCCCAGGACUCCCAGGCGAGCCAGGCUCGCCAGGGGAGGCAGGGGUGCCUGGGAGAGAUGGCCUGAAAGGAGAAAAGGGGGACUCUGGUGGAGUGACGGGGCCAGCGGGACCUAAGGGUGAGCCUGGAGAGCCUGGAGGUGGAUAUAUGGGCGAUGGGUUGUCUCUAACCAGAGGCUCUCGUGGGCCUAAGGGUGAGAGAGGGGUUCCGGGAUUGCCAGGAGACCACGGUGAAAAAGGCGAACCUGGAGAGAGUAUCAUCGGCUCGCCGGGCCGCAUGGGACCUCCAGGGAAGCCGGGAAUUGAGGGCUCUCGCGGACCUCCAGGUUUAUCUGGCCCCCCUGGAGUUCCAGGAAGAGAGGGCUCCCCUGGUAGGCCAGGCCCCCCGGGCCCUGCUGGACCCCCAGGUGAACCAACUGCCUUGCCAAUUGUUGGAGACAUGGGUGCAUUACUCAAGAAUGCCUGCAGUGUGUGCCAGACGAGAGUCCCAGGGCUUCCUGGGCAGAAGGGAGAGAAGGGGACCCCUGGAGCGCAAGGAGUGGAAGGCCUGGUGGGAGAAAAGGGGGAUCCAGGUGUAAGAGGUCCCACAGGUAACCCUGGGAAAGAAGGCCCAAAGGGAGUAAAAGGAGAGAGAGGGUUCCCAGGCCCCAUUGGAGAUAAAGGUGAUGAGGGGCCUCCAGGAGUACCAGGACUUCCUGGUGUGACCGGUCGUACGGGGGCCCAGGGGCUUAUGGGUAGACCUGGGCCACUGGGCCAACCAGGAGGAAAAGGAGAAAAAGGAAGUGAAGGACCCCCAGGCAGACCAGGGCUUCCAGGGCCUCCGGAGAUGUCUGAAUUAGUGUUGCUUCUGUUUCAGGGCAAUGGGAUGAGCAGUCUGUACAAGCUACAGAAUGGUGGAGCUGUUUUAGGACCCCCUGGAGCUCCUGGUGCGCCGGGUCCCAAAGGAGAUGAAGGACUUGCAGGGGAACCAGGAGCCAUGGGAUUACCCGGGCUCGAAGGACUACCCGGUGCCAAGGGUGAUAUUGGUUUGCCUGGCCCACCUGGGAUACAAGGUCCUCCAGGGAAGCCCGGCACUCGUGGAGAGUCAGGGAUCCCAGGGGAGCCGGGUGAGAGGGGGCCGCUCGGAGAGACAGGAUUCCCAGGGCCCGAGGGACCCCAAGGUGUUGCUGGGAGACCUGGAAGAGAUGGAACUCCUGGAGACAAGGGACCUACAGGUGCAGUAGGGGACAGAGGAUCCAAAGGAGAACGUGGUGAUCCAGGGAUUCCUGGAGAAAGAGGUGUUCAAGGCGAGAGGGGUCGUAUUGGAGAUCCUGGCCAGGAGGGACACAUCGGACCACCAGGCCAAAAAGGAGAUCCUGGCCCCCCGGGAGACUUGGACAACGUUAAACUCUUGGGUGAUCCCGGCUUCAUGGAGGAGCUUAAAAUGUUCAUCAGAAAUGAAGUUUUGAGGGUCUUCGAAGAGAAGCUAUCAAGCUCUACCCUCCUGCAGAAGACACCUGCAGGAAUCUUAGCUUCACAAAUCCACGGGCCUCCAGGACCUCCUGGAAAGGACGGAUUACCAGGAACGCCAGGAGAGCCCGGACCUCCUGGUCCUCAUGGGUACAGGGGUCAGAAAGGAGAACGAGGUCAGCUUGGUCUGGGGUUACCAGGAGAUCCAGGACCCAUGGGACCGCCAGGCCCUCCUGGGAUCACUUCUCAGGGCCCUCCUGGCUCUCCGGGGCACCGUGGACCUCCUGGGACAUGCGACCCCAGUGACUGUCUCCUUCCGUCCCUGUGAACCCAGCAGAGGGACAUUAAAUAGCCGGCUGGUUUGAAUACAGACGUCCAGCUCCGAGCUCAGUGCCACAGAGCAGGAGAAGGAUGGCUUCGCUGUAUUUAACAGCUUUCUGAUAUAUCGGACAGACUCACAACUGACCUCUUUUGUUCACCUUACAAUAACAUUUGAAUGCAGUCAGGAUUUUUUUUCUUGUUGUUGUUGGGUUUGUUUUGAAUGGAAUACAAAACCUUUGAGGGUUUUUUUUUCUUUUUAAUUCUGUACUUUAAAGGUGUUUUCACAUCCCCUACUGUGAUGUAAUGCAUUCCUUGUCAACUCUCAUUAUGUGCUUUAAGACCAUGAAAUGACUUUGUUUCAUCAAGUUCAGUCGUUUCUGAAAACCUGAUCUUAAAUAUUUGUGUGCCUCCUUAAUGGGCAUGCUCAUUCACUCUUCUGUUCUUAUUUAGAUAAGCCAAUGUGCUGGCAGAAGGUACAUCUCACGUUUGUUUGUUUGUUUGUUUGUUUGUUUGUGUGUGUGUGUGUGUGUGUGUGUGUGUGUGAGAGAGAGAGAGAGAGCGAGAGAGAUUAGGUGAAUGAAUAUACUUGUUUUAUGUUAAGGUGUGAGAAAAUAACAGAUUUUUGAAACUCCUUAUGCAACCAAAGUGCAGCAGAUGUGUCUGAUAUGGGAAUUAUUUAUUUUCAGCGUGUUCUGCAAGAAUGUGUUUAAAGAUAAUAAUUGUAGUAAAUGUAGCAUGGAUAUUCAGUAAUAUUAUUUAUAGAAGGUGGAUUAAUACAUAACUAGAUCUGAGAGUUUUUUUUCCACUCAUGACACAUUUGCAUUGUGCAUGAUAAUCAUUUUUUAAAAGGAUCUGCAGUAUAAUCAUUAAUAAAGACGUCUUCCUAUUUUCUGUAGGUUGUAAGUUGCUACUGAGCGCCAUAUUUUUCAAACUACAACUCAUAAUGUUUUUUCUGAAACUACUGUGUUUGUAAGACACACACAUCAAGGGCAGAUUUGAAGAAUGUACUUUAAAGGUCUUGUAUGUUUAAUGAAGUGGCCUCACGUUCACCUUUACUGUUUGUUUAAUCUGUAAAUAAGUUGAACGAGUGAUUGUAUUUUUUUCCUUCUUCAUGUCUAAUGGGGCUUGUAAUGGGACCUGACAAUAUAAUUACAUAAGCAAGUUGUCAUUGUGAUGACACAGUAAGGUUCUCACUUGUGUGUGCGUGUGUCUGUGAUACUGAUUAAUAAUAUUAAUUGUUUACAUGG